This is a messenger RNA of Magallana angulata, 7282 nucleotides long. Its product is annotated as acetyl-CoA carboxylase-like. Gene Ontology annotation, biological process: fatty acid biosynthetic process. Bases 131 to 7249 code for a protein of 2372 amino acids. Gene Ontology annotation, molecular function: ATP binding; metal ion binding; acetyl-CoA carboxylase activity. The transcript is spliced from 58 exons. NCBI's taxonomy places the organism in Eukaryota, Metazoa, Mollusca, Bivalvia, Ostreida, Ostreidae. The record is from RefSeq and is a predicted model, not a curated record.
ACUUACUUUAAGGUUGUGUUGACCUUCGAACCUAAAGUUUACGUUGGUUAGGUGAGCUCACGCCACUACAUUGAGAAAUCAGGCGAGAAACAUGUUUUUUUAGAACUGUGUACACGCUUAAGAAAUUGUCAUGAGUAAAGAAAAAAAGAGUGGAGAAGUGAGUUUUUUGCUGGGGGACACAAACGGGGAUGAAGUAGAAGAGGGCACCAGUCCAGAGGAUGACCCACAGAGUGGUCCACUCGAGGACCACCAUGAGGAGAGGCAUGACAGCGUGCCCUCAAUGAUCAGUGCCAGCUCCUCCAGGGAGGACAGUAGCCAGGAACCAAAGCUCAAGAGUCAGCCCAGCAACUUUUCCCAUGGAAAGCAAAUUGGGCACAGGUCAAAUAUGUACGUACUCCAAAGGGGGUUCAAUUCUUACCCAAUGCUGCUGCAUGCUAAACAUUCCAUGUCGGGGGCUAGUAACUUGGACAGCAGGGGACGGAGGAUGAGCUACCACCCCAAGGAUUUCUCUGUGGCCACCCCAGAAGAGUUUGUUAAGCGGUUCGGGGGCAAGAGUGUCAUCAACAAAGUGCUGAUUGCCAACAAUGGAAUCGCAGCCGUCAAAUGCAUGCGCUCGGUCAGACGAUGGGCAUAUGAGAUGUUCAGGAAUGAGCGCGCCAUUCGAUUCGUCGUCAUGGUGACACCAGAGGAUCUCAAGGCUAAUGCAGAAUACAUUCGACUGGCUGACCAGUAUGUUCCAGUUCAGGGCGGUACUAACAAUAACAACUACGCCAAUGUAGAACUGAUUCUAGAUAUCGCUAAAAGAACGCAAGUACAGGCUGUAUGGGCAGGCUGGGGCCAUGCCUCAGAAAAUCCCAAAUUACCAGAACUCCUACACAAGAAUGGAAUCAUCUUUAUUGGUCCACCAGAGGGAGCUAUGUGGGCCCUUGGAGACAAGAUUGCAUCCUCCAUUGUGGCUCAGACUGCAGGAGUUCCCACAAUGCCAUGGAGUGGAUCAGGCCUGACCUUGAAGUAUAACAAGGAGGACAAUAAGCCACUGAGCGUGCCCUCCGACCUCUACAGGAAGGGCUGCGUGGAGGACGUAGACGAGGGACUGAAGUCAGCCAACAAGAUCGGCUUCCCCGUCAUGAUCAAAGCCUCGGAGGGAGGCGGAGGGAAGGGCAUCAGGAAGGCGGAGAAUGCCGACGACUUCCCCAACCUCUUUAGACAGGUACAAGCUGAGGUGCCAGGGUCUCCCAUCUUCAUAAUGAAGCUGGCCACACACGCCAGGCACUUGGAGGUCCAGAUAUUGGCGGAUAACUACGGGAACGCCAUCUCUCUGUUUGGGAGGGACUGCUCCAUACAGAGGCGUCACCAGAAGAUCAUCGAGGAGGCGCCCGCCUCUGUAGCCACAUCAGUGGUGUUUGACAAGAUGGAACAGGCUGCGGUGACCUUGGCUAAGAUGGUGUGUUAUGUCAGCGCCGGGACGGUGGAGUAUCUCUACAACGAGGAGACGGAGACCUUCCACUUCCUGGAGCUCAAUCCACGUCUCCAGGUGGAGCAUCCGUGUACGGAGAUGGUGGCCGAUAUCAAUCUUCCUGCGGCUCAGCUCCAGAUUGCAAUGGGUCUGCCCCUGUAUCGCCUGAAGGACAUCAGACAACUGUAUGAUGUGGACACCUGGGGCGACACGCCUAUAGACUUCUCCAACCCGUCCAUGCACCCACGCCCCCGGGGUCACGUUAUAGCAGCCAGAAUUACCAGCGAAAACCCUGAUGAGGGAUUUAAGCCCAGUUCAGGCACAGUCCAGGAGUUGAACUUCCGUAGCAGUAAGAAUGUGUGGGGCUACUUCAGUGUGGCUGCUACCGGGGGUCUACACGAGUACGCCGACUCUCAGUUUGGUCACUGCUUCUCCUGGGGCGAGGACAGAGAAGAUGCUAGAGAAAACUUGGUGGUUGCCCUGAAGGAGUUGUCUAUCCGAGGAGACUUCCGGACCACAGUGGAGUACCUGAUCAAGCUGUUUGAGACCGAGGAAUACCAGAACAACAAGAUAACAACCGGCUGGCUGGACAAGCUGAUAUCUGAAAACGUCCAGGCCGAGAAACCAGACGUCAUGCUGGGUGUGAUAUCCGGAGCGCUCCAUAUCGGAGAUUACCAGAUCCAGGACUGCUUCCAAACGUUUCAGGCGUCCCUGGAGAGAGGACAGAUCCUGCCGGCCAACUCACUGAAGAACCAUGUGGAUGUGGAGUUUAUAAGUGAAGGGAUCAAGUACAACGUCAAGGUGGUGAAAACGGGACCAAACAACUAUUUCAUUUGUAUGAAUGGCUCUAUAUUGGAGGUAGAGGCCCACAGACUGAGUGACGGGGGUCUCCUGAUCUCGUUUGACGGCGCCAGCUACACGACCUACAUGAAGGACCAGGUCAGUAGUUACAGGAUCACCAUCGGCAACAAGACCUGUGUACUACACAAAGAGAACGACCCCACCAAACUCAGGUCGCCCUCUGCUGGCAAGCUCUUGAACUACAUGAUUGAUGAUGGCGGCCAUGUUUUUGCUGGAGACAUGUACGCCGAGAUAGAGGUGAUGAAGAUGGUGAUGGAACUCAGGGUCACAGAGAACGGAUGUGUCCAUUAUGUGAAGCGGCCAGGCGCGGUUCUGGACGGUGGCAGUGUGGUCGCUCACCUUGACCUUGACGACCCAAGCCGGGUACAGCAAGCCCAGAGCUUUACCGGGACCCUACCACAGCCCCAGGCCCCACCCACACACGGGGAGAAGCUCCACCAGCUGUUCCAGAGUACCCGGGCCGAGCUAGAGAAUAUCUUGGCGGGGUAUUCACUGCCAGAGCCUUACUUCAGACCCAAGCUACAGGAGUCCAUAGAGAGGCUGAUGAAGUGUUUGAGGGACCCUGCCCUCCCACUGCUAGAACUACAGGAUCUUGUGGCAAUGAUCUCGGGUAGAAUUCCUUCACAAGUGGAGAAGGCCAUCAAGAAGCAGAUGCAUUCAUACGCCAGCAACAUCACAUCUGUCCUUAGCCAGUUCCCCAGUCAGCAGAUUGCCAACGUGAUAGACAGCCACGCCGCCACACUGACUCGGAGAACAGAGAGAGAAAACUUCUUCAUGACGACCCAGGGCAUAGUGCAACUAGUUCAAAGUGGAACUAAGGGGUACCGCAAUGGGAUCCGUGGUCACAUGAAGAGCGUGGUCCAGGAACUUCUGAAGCAGUAUGUCAGGGUGGAGGUCCAGUUCCAACAUGGUCAUUACGACAAGUGUAUAGCACAGCUGAUCUCUAAGACCAAGGACAUGUCCGCUGUGGCGGGCAGCAUCUUCUCCCACCUGGCCGUCCAGAACAAGAACCUGCUGGUCACCAUGCUUAUUGACCACAUGUGUAGGAAGGAAGCGGGUUUGACAGACGAGUUAGCCUCCAUUCUGACCGAGCUUACCACAUUGAACAAUGCAGAGAAUGCCAAAGUAGCCCUCAGGGCCAGACAAGUGUUGAUUGCCGCCCACACACCACCCUAUGAACUGAGACACAAUCAGAUGGAGUCCAUUUUCCUGUCUGCCAUCGACAUGUAUGGACCAGAAUUCAACCCAGAAAAUCUUCAGAAAAUAAUCCAUUCUGAGACUGCUAUAUAUGACAUCCUGCAGGAAUUCUUCUGGCAUUCCAAUAACCUGGUCAGGUCCGCGGCCCUGGAGGUUUAUGUAAGACGGGCGUAUAUUGCCUAUGAAGUGAACUGUCUGCAGCACAGAGAACUGAAUGGAGAUAUGUCCAUGGUGGAAUUCAAGUUCCUGUUGCCAAGAUCACAUCCUAACAGGAUGAUGGUGAUGCGAUACGACAGUCUGGACAAGAUGUCGGGGGUGGUGGACUAUGAUGCCCACAUUGACCAGCUGGACGAACCGCCCACCUGUCAGAGAAUGGGCAUCAUGGCUUCCUUCAACUCAAUGGAGGAGUUUGAAAUCAAUUUUGAGCAAAUCAUGAAUUGUUUCACUGUGGACACAGACAGCCCACCCAGCAGUCCCACAAUCCUUGCCAAGAGCCCAGCGGGCAAUGAGGACUCCAUAUCUCUCCAUAGUACCUCAGAGUCGGACGAACCAAUUCACAUCAUUAACGUAGGGAUCAAGUUCAGUAAGAAAGAGAAAUACAGCGACAACGACUUGGCCGUCAGAUUCCAGGAUUUCUGUAAAGUACGGGAAGAGUAUUUGAAUGAAAAAGCCAUUAGAAGAAUCACAUUUUUGGUGUACUGCAGGAGAAGUUCACCAAAGUAUUUCACUUAUCGUGCCAAGUUUAAUUUUGGAGAGGACCGGAUUUAUCGCCAUCUGGAGCCGGCUCUCGCCUUCCAGCUGGAGAUCAACCGGCUGAGGAACUUUGACCUGGAGGCCAUCCAGACCAACAAUUACAAGAUGCAUCUGUACCUGGGCAAGGCUAAGGUAGCUGCCGGACAGGAAGUGACAGAUUACAGAUUCUUUGUCCGGGUCAUCAUCCGACACUCGGAUCUGGUCACCAAGGAAGCGUCAUUUGAGUACUUACAAAAUGAGGCUGAGAGAACUCUCCUGGAGGCCCUGGAUUCCCUGGAAGUGGCCUUCUCACAUCCACUGUCUAAGAAGACAGACUGUAACCACAUUUUCCUGAACUUUGCACCAACAUUGACCAUUCCAGAACCUGGCAAGCUGGAAGAAACAGUCAGAGCCAUGGUGAUGAGGUAUGGCAGUCGUCUGAUGAAAAUGAGAGUGCUCAACGCAGAGCUGAAGUUUACCAUCAAGUUUGCCUCCAGUGAUACAAGCAUUCCAAUUCGUCUGUUUCUGACCAAUGAGAGUGGAUAUUACUUAGAUAUGAGCAUGUACAAAGAGGUCACAGAUCAAAACACUGGACAGUCUCACGUCCAUGGGUCAAUUAAAAUGGAUACAAGUCGUAUUUCUACGGAAUCCAAUGUGAUGUUCCAAGCUUAUGGUACAAAGCAGGGAGCCCUUCAUGGUCUGCUGAUAAGCACGCCUUAUCCCACCAAGGACCACCUCCAACUGAAGCGCUUCCAGGCUCAAUCAAGUGGAACCACAUAUGUCUACGAUUUCCCAGGAAUGUUCACUCAGGCAUUACAGAAGUUCUGGAAGGACCACAGAGAGGAGAAUAAGAUUCCUCCAGAUGCCUUCAGCUGUAUAGAACUGGUGCUUGACAAAGACAACAACCUGUGUAAACAGAACAGACUGCCAGGGGAAAAUGAGAUUGGAAUGGUAGCCUGGCAGAUGACCUUGAAAACACCAGAAUGUCCUGAAGGUCGUGACAUCAUUGUGAUAUCCAAUGACAUCACCUACAAGAUUGGGUCAUUUGGACCAGCAGAGGAUCUUCUCUUCAAGAAAGCCUCAGAGAAAGCCAGAAGGGAGGGACUACCUCGAAUCUUCGUGUCUGCUAAUAGCGGGGCUCGGAUCGGGCUGGCUGAGGAAAUCAAACACUUGUUUAAAGUCGCCUGGAAUGACCCCAGCGACAUAGAGAAGGGUUUCAAAUAUCUUUACCUGACCCCAGUAGACUUUAAGAAAGUUAGUGCCAUGAAUUCCGUCCACGCUGAAUUAAUUGAAGAUGAAGGAGAGCCACGAUACAAGAUCAUUGACAUAAUUGGUCGGGAGGAAGGUCUUGGGGUGGAAAAUCUGAGAGGGUCCGGAAUGAUCGCUGGUGAAUCGUCUAUAGCUUACAACGAGAUUGUCACCAUCAACCUGGUUACCUGUAGAGCUAUAGGUAUAGGGGCUUACCUGGUCAGACUUGGGCAGAGGACUAUACAAGUAGAAAACUCUCACAUCAUCCUCACAGGGGCUGGUGCCCUUAAUAAGGUGCUAGGGAAGGAGGUAUACACCAGUAACAACCAACUGGGAGGCAUUCAAAUUAUGUACACUAAUGGAGUCACACAUGAUGUCACAGCUGAUGACUUUGACGGAGUCUACAAGAUCAUACAGUGGCUGUCUUACAUGCCUAAGUGUAAAGGUUCCCCAUUACCAAUAUUGGAAACAGGAGAUCCUAUAGACAGAGAGGUGGAAUUUGUCCCCACAAAGGCCCCUUAUGACCCCAGGUGGAUGUUGAACGGCAGGCAGAAUCCAGAUGACAAGAAUUGCUGGCAGAAAGGUUUCUUUGACCACAAAUCUUUCCACGAAAUUCUACAACCUUGGGCACAAACUGUGGUCACAGGCAGAGCAAGGUUGGGAGGGAUUCCUGUGGGUGUGAUCUGUGUAGAGACCAGGACGGUGGAAAUGACCAUACCAGCUGACCCCGCUAACCUGGACUCAGAGACCAAGGUGAUACAACAGGCGGGCCAGGUGUGGUUCCCAGACUCCGCCUACAAGACGGCACAGGCUAUUAAAGACUUCAACAGAGAAGAGCUCCCACUGAUGAUCUUUGCUAACUGGAGAGGUUUCUCUGGAGGCAUGAAGGACAUGCAUGACCAGGUGUUGAAGUUUGGUUCCUACAUAGUGGAUGCCCUCACAGAGUAUAAUCAACCAAUCAUGAUUUACAUUCCUCCCUAUGCUGAGCUGAGGGGUGGGGCCUGGGUAGUUGUAGACCCCACCAUUAACCCCACCCAUAUGGAAAUGUACGCCGAUGAACUCAGCAGGGGAGGAGUCUUGGAACCAGAGGGAACAGUGGAAAUAAAGUUCCGACGGAAAGAUCUGGAGAAGACCAUGCAGCGUCUGGAUACAACUUGUAUCCAGAUAGUGGAGAAACUGACCAGUCCACAGCUGAAUCCAGACGAGAAAGCUGAACUCCAGAAAAGAUUGGCAGCCCGCCAAGAGAAGUUACUUCCCAUGUACCACCAGGUGGCUAUCCAGUUUGCAGAUCUCCAUGACACCCCAGGCCGAAUGGAGGAGAUGGGUGUUAUUACCGACAUCCUGAAAUGGCAUAGUAGCCGAGAGUUUUUCUACUGGCAUCUGAAGCGAAGACUUCUGGAGAGGCAGCUGAAGAGGAAGAUGAAGCCGGUCACCCACAAUGUGGGGGAGGGAGAGCUUAACUCCAUGUUACACCGCUGGUUUGUGGAGGAUAGGGGCACCGUUAAUGCCUACAUGUGGGAGGAUGAUAAAGCCAUGGUUCAAUGGUUGAUGGAACAGAUCCGAGUGGACAGUAUGGACAAUGCCGUGUCAGACAACAUCCGGUGUCUACAGAGAGAGCACGUCCUACAACAAGUCAGAAGCUUGAUACAAGACAAUCCUGAGGUUGCUAUGGACUCCAUCGUCCACAUAACACAACACAUGACCCCGAGUCAAAGGUCAGAGGUAACAAGAAUCUUAGCCAACAUGGACACGUGAUGCCGAGUCAGACCAUAGUCAUCACAUAACUCU